AGUCCCAGAAUGCCUCGCUUGCCUACGUCGUUGUUUAGUUUGAGAAUUCGAACACAGUGACGCGAUGGCAGCCGCAUUAUCCAGGGCUUUGAAACUACCAGGUAAAAAACACACCGGGCUGGGGGAGUACGACCCCCUGACCCAAGCGGACAGCGACGAGAGCGAGGAGGAGGAGGAGGAGGAAGACGAGCUGGUCCUCAACUUCCCCAGGAAUGGGUUCAACGGCAGCGCCCAAGCCUGCCGCAGUACCGGCCUCCAGACUCAGGGGGGCAACAGAGAGCGGGCCGCCGUGCGGAAACACGGCCGUCUGACGGGCGGACCCGAGGCCCGGAUCGACAGGGAGCCCGGUUCUGACCCGGAGCUCAAGGACCGAGCCGGCCGGGCCCAGCUGAUCAGAACCACGCUGUUUCUCGCCACGCUGUGUGUCUCUGUGCUGGUUGUGCUGAUGUGUGCGUUUCUCAUUCCCUGCAGGAAGGGGGCGCUGUGGCCCAAGCAUUGGAAUAGGAGCGUGGGGGAGAUGGGAGUAGUGUCCCUGCCUCCUCUGGAAUUAUGGGAUGUGGAUAACGAUACCGUCACCGAUGUCGUCAUAGCGACGACCCAGCCAGCCAAUGACAGCUCAGCAUCUCUAGUCCAUUCCGUCUCUGCUCUCUCUGGUAUCGAUGGCGCCCUCCUGUGGACCCGGUCGGUUCUGGAGGAAGCCCGGUUCAUCCAGUGUGGGUUCGAGAGACUGGGGAGGGGGUCCGGUCCAGCCUGCCUGCUCACUGGGACCAGCGCCCUGCUGCGAGCUGUCAGAGCGGACACUGGUUCGAGUCUCUGGCAGCUCUCUCCUCAGGCUCUGGAGGGACGGAUCACUGCCCCAGCUCUGCGGGUUCCGGAUCUCAAUGCAGACUCUGUUCCUGAGCUGCUGGUCGCCGUGCGGCCCGCGGACCAGCAGUCUGAUCUCUCUCUCCUGCUGGUCUCCGGAGCGGACGGAGCUGUGAUUGGUUCUAGGGUGACCUUUAACCUCACCGGUCAGGGCAAGCCGAUUGGCCCACAGCUCCAUGUGACCAAAGGGGGCGCCAUCUACAUCCUAUUUGGCUUUGGCAGCGUCGAGGCCACCUCUUUGAAGGACAUUUUCCUUCAGGCGAACAGGAAGGCCACCCCUCCCCGGGCGCUGCUCUCUCAGGACCCGGAUUGGGAGAAGCUGAGAGGAGAGAACCUCUCCAGUCUGAUUCACGUUGCCAGUGGUCAUGUUGAAUACUUGGCCUCUCUCUCGGGCUCCACACUGAGUUGCAAUGACCUCCUCAUCACCACUAGAGGGAGCCUCUCUUUCAUCAGGGGCUCCAACCUGCAGAGAAAAUGGAGCAUUCGCAUACCAAGAAUACAGAGUCCUCCAGUCUUUGGUUUCUUCAAUAAGGAUGACAUCCCAGAUAUUAUGCUGCAAGUUUCCACGGCUGACGGACUGAAAAAGGUGCUGGUGAUUGACGGCUCGAGUGGGCGGAGCCUGUGGCAGGCAGAGUUCUGCUGCCACCUGCAGGCCGUUGGGGGAACUGCGCUGGCGACAUCCACCGGCCAAUCAGCAUUCCUCUUCUGGGCCGAUGACCUUCGACCUUCCGGAAACGCCACCUCGCCCAAUCCCGAGUCCUUAGUCCUCCACCGGCUGUAUCUGCUCCACAGCACCUAUCCCACAAUCCUCCUGGAGCUGAUGUCAAGCACAGACACCAUUCUGUCCACCGGAGCGAGGUACGUGGAGCAACAGAAAGACGCGUUUUACAUCACCGUAGCGACGAGGCCCGCUCCGGAUUCUUCCAGCUCCAAGACUGGGGCUCAGGUAGUCAGCAGGCUGAGUUUGAAGAGGGCUGUGACCCACGCAUCGCCCGUGGCCCUGGGCCCCCCCUCGCAACCCCUGGGGCCUUUCGAAGUCGCCAAUUUCUUCAACAAACUGGAAUUUAUUAAAACGCAAAAGUAACAGAUGCUCCCUAUUGGUCAAUAUCGUCACGUGGAGGAGGAACAAAGGGAGGAAGCUGAUUGGCUGAGACCGCACUGGUUGCUACGGGAGCCAGGCAUGAUAAGAGACUAUUGGCUGCUCUGGGGAAGGGGGAGGGGUUAGAUUUGAACCAAUAAAAUAACUUUUUUUUUUUUUUAAACUAUUUAUUUUAUUAUUAUUUUAAGAUUAUUUAUUGUAUUUGAACAGAAGAAGGUUUUAAAUACGUCAAAUAUUUAUUCAGUUUGUGUUUAUUAUUGGGAAAGGUACGAUGAUACUAAUGUGGAAAUAAGUUUAAUCUGAGAAUUGAAUGCAGUGUAAAUAAUAAUAAUAAUAAUAAUAAUAAUAAUAAUAAUAAUAAUAAUAAUAAUAAAGCUGUGUUCUGGUACCAUGUUAGGUUUUGUUCAUGUGUUUUAGUUUGCUGGUUUAUUUUAGUUUUGCUACAAAGCUGAACACACACACACACACACACACUGAACCACACACUGAACACACACACUGACUGAGACACACACACACACACACUGACUGAGACACACACACACACACACUGACUGAGACACACACACACACACACACACUGACUGAGACACACACACACACACACUGACUGAGACACACACACACUGAACCACACACACACUGAACCACACACACACACACACACACUGACUGAGACACACACACACUGAACCACACACUGAACACACACACACACACACACACUGAACCACACACACACUGAACACACACACACACACACACUGACUGAGACACACACACACACACACUGAACACACACACACACACUGACUGAGACACACACACACACACACUGAACACACACACACACACUGACUGAGACAGACACACACACACACACUGACUGAGACAGACACACACACACACACUGACUGAGACACACACACACUGAACCACACACACACUGAACACACACACACACACACACACUGACUGAGACACACACACACACACACUGAACCACACACUGAACACACACACACACACUGACUGAGACAGACACACACACACUGAACCACACACACACUGAACACACACACACACACACUGACUGAGACACACACACACACACACACACACUGACUGAGACAGACACACACACACACUGACUGAGACAGACACACACACACUGAACCACACACACACUAAACACACACACACACACUGACUGAGACAGACACACACACACACACUGAACCACACACACACUGACUGAGACAGACACACACACACUGAACCACACACUGAACACACACACACACACACUGACUGAGACAGACACACACACACUGAACCACACACACACUGAACACACACACACACACUGACUGAGACAGACACACACACACUGAACCACACACAAACACACACUGACUGAGACACACACACACACUGAACCACACACUGAACACACACACACACACUGAGACAGACACACACACACACACUGAACCACACACACUGAACCACACACACACUGACUGAGACAGACAGACACACUGACUGAGACAGACACACACACACUGACUGAGACAGACACACACACACACACUGAACCACACACACUGAACCACACACACACUGACUGAGACAGACAGACACACUGAACCACACACACACUGAACCACACACAAACACACACUGACUGAGACACACACACACACACACUGAACCACACACUGAACACACACACACACACUGACUGAGACAGACACACACACACUGAACCACACACACACUGAACCACACACAAACACACACUGACUGAGACACACACACACACACACUGAACCACACACUGAACACACACACACACACUGACUGAGACAGACACACACACACUGAACCACACACACACUGAACCACACACAAACACACACUGACUGAGACACACACACACACUGAACCACACACUGAACACACACACACACACUGACUGAGACAGACACACACACACACACUGACUGAGACAGACAGACACACACACACUGAACCACACACACUGAGACAGACACACACACACACAGACAUUCAAAUGUUGCACAAAAAUGACAGGCCAUAGGUGGUGCUGUUGAGCUAAUGCCUGGGUUCCAGUCUGGAGGGCUAGGGGGCGCUAGCGGGUUCAUGUGAACGCACUAGAUUUUAAGAAACAGGGCCUGGCGCUCUCGUGAAUAGAAGGCUGGUUUCGUUUUGAAGAGAUUGUUGUGUGACUCUCAAUCGUUAAUUCUUUCAAGUCUGAUCUGUACAUAAGAAUGUGAAGCGAUGAAUAAAACAAACACUGAAACCUAA
This is a messenger RNA of Acipenser ruthenus (sterlet), 4294 nucleotides long. RefSeq names its product protein FAM234B-like. Gene Ontology annotation, molecular function: protein binding. The transcript has 13 exons. Bases 65 to 1948 code for a protein of 627 amino acids. Lineage: Eukaryota; Metazoa; Chordata; Actinopteri; Acipenseriformes; Acipenseridae. The record is from RefSeq and is a predicted model, not a curated record.